Molecule: messenger RNA, 1473 nt
Organism: Daucus carota subsp. sativus
Lineage: Eukaryota; Viridiplantae; Streptophyta; Magnoliopsida; Apiales; Apiaceae
Exons: 4
Coding region: 227-1291 (354 amino acids)
Biological process (GO): CAAX-box protein processing
Cellular component (GO): membrane
Molecular function (GO): metalloendopeptidase activity
Source: RefSeq, a predicted model, not a curated record
GUUAUUCCGUGACUAAAAUUAGGCAUCACAACAACGUCAACAACCACUGGCUCUCUCUGUCCGUAAAUCUAUCUAUUACUUCCAGCCUGCCUGUCUGAAAACACACACACACAUAACAAGAUGAGAACAGCUUCAUCACUAGUUUGUUGUGUACUUGUAAUCUGAUGCAGCAGCAGCACACAGUAAUAAGUCUCCGGAUUCAAAGCAAUCCGGUGGUGCUGCGGACAUGUCGCAAUCAAUCUCUCUUUCUCUCUCUCAUCGCUCACCGCCGCUUCUCUCUUCUCCAGCGCCCAGGGUUAGUCUCUUGAGAUUGCGUAAAGCGGGUUCGGUUUCGGGUUCGGUUUCGAUCGGUGGCGGCUUGAAGAAUAAUUCUAGAUUGCUUCAUUUACCUUCUAAAGCUUCGUAUCAUAGAUGGAAAGUUUCAUGUUUUCGGAAGGAGGACUCUUCAGAUUCCGACUUUGAUUCAGUUGAGAGUAAAUUGCCCGAGGAAUCAGUUAGGCCCAGCAUAAAUCAGUCCAAUGUUGUGAAGGAUGAUUGGCUAUCCAAAGUCAAAAAGAUAACAGAGGCAGUGUUUGCUGCGGAGCCUUGGACUGUGCCAUGGACAGCAAAAACCAUUGUGCAGGUAAUGUUCCUCUGGGUUACCACAUUCUGGUUGGUGGGGUCGUGGAUAAUUCCAUUUCUAGCUCACACAGCAGGUUUCAGAAAAGACUCCCUUACAUACAGAGGUCAAGCAUUAUACAGUUUUUUGACUGAUGUAGUUGAAGGUGUUGCUGGUAUUGCGAUCCUCCGCCACUGCCUGUCACGCUUUCGUCCCCUUCCGCCUGACUGGUUCCGAUUUAGUCUACAAGGAAAGUGGUUUCUUGAAGUGGGCUUGGGAUGCUUGAUGUUCCCCAUCGUCAAUCGACUGUCGCAGGUCAACUUGAAUUUGUUGCCGAUGCUUCCUUCUACGCCAGUCACUGUAUCUAAUGUUGAGCAAUCAAUUUUUGCUCGGGAUCCAGUGGCAAUGGUCCUUUACUUCGCAGUAGUUUCAGUUUGUGCCCCCGUCUGGGAGGAGAUUGUUUUCCGUGGCUUUCUUCUCCCUUCAUUAACCAAGUAUAUGCCUGUAUGGUGCUCAAUCUUAGUAAGUUCGGUGGCAUUUGCCUUGGCACAUUUCAGUGUGCAAAGAAUGCUACCACUCGUAUUCCUAGGGAUGGUACUUGGUGCUGUUUUUGCUAGAUCGCGGAAUCUGUUAACAUCUAUGCUUUUGCAUAGUCUUUGGAAUGCCUUUGUAUUUAUAGAUUUGAUGAAGUAACAUUUUGUUGUAAUUUUAAAAUUAAUGAAUAUAGUACCAAGUUCUACCCUCUCCUCCAACUCUAUUCCCUCCACCAUUUUAUGUAUAUAUAGUGUAUCUGUAGCCUGUAGAAAUUUAUAAAAGGCUGUUGUGAGCCGAUAUUUCUUGUGCAAUUUAUGUAAUAAAACAGUAUGACUUGAGUA